Molecule: messenger RNA, 3436 nt
Organism: Zootoca vivipara (common lizard)
Lineage: Eukaryota; Metazoa; Chordata; Lepidosauria; Squamata; Lacertidae
Gene: NFKB1
Product: nuclear factor kappa B subunit 1
Biological process (GO): regulation of DNA-templated transcription; signal transduction
Cellular component (GO): NF-kappaB p50/p65 complex; cytoplasm
Molecular function (GO): protein binding; DNA-binding transcription factor activity, RNA polymerase II-specific; RNA polymerase II cis-regulatory region sequence-specific DNA binding
Source: RefSeq, a predicted model, not a curated record
AAGGGAGGCAGCGAGAAAGGCGGGAGUCAACCCCGGGGGCGCGUGCAAAGUCUUGUCAGCUUGUGCGGGCGGGAGGAGAGGGGCGUGCGCGCUGCUGGAAGCAGACGAGAGGCAACUCGGAGGGGGGGGGGGGACACCACCACCAAAGGAGGGGAGGAAAAAAGCCUCGACGGUGACAGCAGCAGCAGCAGCAGCAGCGCAGGGCUUCCUUUUUCUUCGCUCCCCCCCCCCCCUUCUCAGCCGGCGACGAGCCAAGCCCGAGCUUCGCGGGCAGUGAAGGGACUUCUUCCUCCUUCUCGUCAACAACAAGGAACGGCCAGGCUCUUUCGACCCCGCCGCGCUGAGGCGACAUGGCGCUCUGGUGAAGCGGGACUCCCUCUUGCUCGCCUCGGGUCUCUCUCCCUCAGAACUGCCGGCUCCUCGUCUUCCCCUCGCAGCGAGGCGACGUUGCCGCCAGGAAUCCCGCUCGUCGGCCCGAGCUCUCAGAAUGGCAGAUGACAGUGCAUAUCUCUUGGGAGUGCCGGACCCUCAGGUGUAUGGAAUGGACCACAACUUUGGGAUGAAUCAGCUGAUCAAUAGUCCAAGCAUGAUUACAUCUGAUCUUCACCUGCACACAGGUGAUGGGCCAUACCUUCAAAUCGUUGAACAACCUAAGCAGAGGGGUUUUCGCUUCCGAUACGUUUGUGAAGGACCAUCACACGGUGGGCUUCCAGGAGCUUCUAGCGAGAAGAACAAAAAAUCAUAUCCACAAGUUAAAAUUUGCAAUUAUGCUGGGCCUGCAAAAGUCAUUGUGCAGUUAGUCACAAAUGGAAAGCAUGCUCACCUGCAUGCUCACAGCUUGGUGGGGAAGCACUGUGAAAAUGGAGUAUGCACUGUUAACGCAGGACCAAAAGACAUGGUUGUAGGAUUUCCAAACCUGGGGAUACUGCACGUUACAAAGAAGAGAGUCUUAGACACACUGGAAGCACGUAUGAUUGAUUCCUGUAAAAAAGGGUAUAACCCAGGACUCCUAGUACAUCCUGAUCUCAGCUAUAUACAAGUGGAAGGUGGAGGGGAGAGACCGCUAACAGAGAGAGAAAGAGAAAUCAUUCAUCAGUCAGCUCUUCAACAGACAAAGGAAAUGGACCUCAGCGUAGUACGGCUCAUGUUUACAGCGUUCCUUCCUGACAGCACUGGCAGCUUUACAAGAAGACUUCCACCCGUCUUGUCCGAUCCUAUAUAUGAUAGCAAAGCCCCCAAUGCAUCUAACUUAAAAAUUGUACGAAUGGAUCGGACAGCAGGCUGUGUGACAGGAGGAGAAGAGAUUUACCUUCUUUGUGACAAGGUUCAGAAAGAUGAUAUUCAGAUCCGUUUUUAUGAAGAAGAUGAAAAUGGUGGUGUCUGGGAAGGGUUUGGAGACUUUUCGCCUACUGAUGUGCACAGACAGUUUGCCAUAGUAUUCAAAACCCCGAAGUACCGAGAUGUCAAUAUCACGAAACCUGCAUCUGUUUUUGUCCAGUUACGACGAAAAUCGGAUCUAGAGACGAGUGAACCAAAGCCUUUUUUAUACUAUCCUGAAAUCAAAGAUAAAGAAGAAGUCCAAAGAAAACGACAGAAGCUCAUGCCUAACUUCUCAGAUGGUUACGGCGGAAGCGGUGCCGGUGCGGGAGGUGGUGGAAUGUAUGGAGGAGGAGGAGGAGGUGGAGGUGUUGGAGGUGGUGCCGGAUCAGGGUAUGGAUACCCAUCCUAUGGGUUUUCUGGUUAUGGGCAUUCAAUGCACUUCCAUUCCAGCACAAACAAGACUGGUGCAGGAAUGAAGCAUGGACUGUCAGGUGGCAUGCCAAAAAACGAUGGUGAAAUGUGCUGCAACAAAAAACGCAGUGUGAAAUUCAAGGAAAAAGUGGAGGAGGAUGAGAAAAGCAAAACCAGAACUAGCACAACUCCCAAAGAAGUUGAAGAAGAUGCCUUACCAUGUUAUGAUGCAGACAUUUGUUUACAAGAUGGUUUGUUUUUGGAGAAGGCCAUGGAGUUAGCUAAGCGUCAUGCAAAUGCCCUUUUUGACUAUGCAGUAACUGGAGAUGUGAAGAUGCUACUGGCUGUUCAGCGCCACCUUACAGCUGCCCAGGAUGAAAAUGGUGACAACGUACUUCACUUAGCAAUUAUUCAUCUUCAUAAGGAGCUGGUGAGGAACCUCCUAGAAGUGGUAGCAGAUCUGAAUGCUGAUGAUGUCCUCAAUGUGAGAAACGACCUUUACCAGACUCCCUUGCACUUGGCUGUUAUCACAAAGCAGGCAGGAGUGGUGAAGGACUUGCUUAGAGCUGGGGCAGAUGUGAGCCUCUUGGAUCGCUAUGGCAAUUCGGUCUUGCAUCUAGCAGCCAAGCAAGGAGACGAGAAGGUGUUGAGUAUGCUGCUUAGCCACAAAGAGACCUCGCUGAUGAGAGACCUUCCUAAUGGGGAAGGGCUGGCUGUUAUUCACCUAGCCGUGAUGGCAAAUAGUGUGUCUUGUCUCCGGCUGCUCAUUGCUGCUGGUGCUGAUGUCAACGCCCAAGAGCAGAAAUCUGGCAGAACUGCCUUGCACCUGGCUGUCGAACAAGGAAACAUAUCCUUGGCAGGUUGUCUUCUGCUUGAGAGUGAUGCAUUUGUCGACAGCACUACGUAUGAUGGAACGACUCCACUUCACAUAGCAGCUGGAAGGGGGUCUAUGAAAAUGACAGCUCUUCUCAAAGCGGCAGGCGCAGACCCCCACAUUGAGAACUUUGAACCAUUGUUUGAACAAGAUGAUGUGAAAGACAAAGAUGGUGAAGAUGAAGGGGUCAUACCUGGAACAACACCUUUGGACAUGGCAACCAGCUGGGAGGUGUACGAUAUCUUGAAUGGUAAACCCUCCAAAUCAAAGGUAGCUUCCGAAGAUCUAUUGAUACAAGGAAACAUGAAAGAGCUGAAGGAGGAUGUCAAGUUACAGCUUUACAAGUUACUUGAAGUGCCUGAUCUGAAUAAAAACUGGUCCAUGCUGGCGCAAAAGCUUGGCCUAGGGAUACUUAACAAUGCCUUCCGGUUGAGCCCCUCUCCGUCAAAAACCCUGCUUGAUAAUUAUGAGGUUUCCGGUGGCACUGUAAGGGAGCUUGUUGAUGCCUUGAUAGAAAUGGAUUGUACAGAGGCUGCAGAAAUAAUUCAGAACUCAUUAUCCAUCUCAUCGAGCCAGUCCAGCAAAGAGCAGGCAAAGGAUGCAAGACCUCCAUUAUGCGAAUCCCCUCCCCCUCCCAUGAUAGCACAAACAGGUGAUCUCAAAUUCCAGGACGCUGAAAGUAUUUGUGACAGCGGCGUAGAGAUUUCCCUCCGCAAACUCAGCUUCACAUAUUCGGAGUCUUUCACCAGCAAGUCACCAGUAACACUUAAGAAACUAACCACAGGCUACGGCCAGGACAACUUGCCGCAAGGCAAAAUUGAAGCCACUUAG